GAGCCCUGCGGACCUCUCGAUCGCGCGGGCUGCUCUAUGGUGAACUGCCCUGGCCUGGCUACGGUGCAGGCUAACCGAAACUCGCUGACGGAAAGCUGCUCUGUGUGCUUGCAGUGGUUGUAGGUGCGCAAAGUGAGUUGGCGUUGGCACAUGUUCUUGGUGGAGCACACAAGAGCAGGUUUCCAGGCCGUUGCAGGCCUUGGAGCACGCUCAGGCACUCUGCAUGUGGAGCGCGGGACCUUUUCCUCGUAGAAUCACUGCUAUAAAACUUCCUGCCUCUUCACCGUUUGAAUUCACUCUGUGACACUCACAAGGCAUGGCAAAGUCCCUGAGCGCAUGCCCUGGGUGUGGUAUGAGUGUUGCAACGACCCCCCUUGCAACCGCAAAAACACUGCGGAAGGGCGCCAAUUGCAAGGGAGCUGGGGUUCCCUUCGCAGAGGCUUCUGUGCUGCCAGGCCGUUGGGGCGCUCAUGCCCCAAGUGCUUAUGCCCCAAGUGCUUAUGCCUCAGGAACUUUCAUUUGCAAAGUGAGCAGCCUCUUGCUCGCCACACGCAGCGCUGUAGCCUUCAGGAACAAUGCUGAUCAGAGGCUCGAGUUGACAUCUUCAGCGUCACGUCGCCCCAACAUCGAUGGGUUGGACACACAGGUCAGAGCAGCUCCACCAAAAGGCUGGAAAGCUCAGCAGCAAAGAUACUCAAGGGGACGGGUUGUUUGCGCUGCAAGCAAUGGAGUGGGGGGACAGGCCAGCGCCAGGCUGGUUACGUUCCUAGGCAAGGGCGGGUCGGGGAAGACGACGGCCGCAGUGCUCCUGGCCAAAGCGUACGCGGCGGAAGGCAAGAGGACGGUGCUGGUCGUGCAAGGGCAGGACCGAGUUGCGGAGGCUCUUCUGGGCCGCAAGCUCCCGACCGCUCCUGAGCCAGAGACGCCAGGCAGCGCUUUGAGCGUGGUGCGCCUUGAGUCAACGAAGAUGCUCCUGGAGCCCUUAGUGCAGCUGAAGAAGUUGGAUGCUCGACUUGGGUUUAGCAGCGGAGCCCUUCAAGAGGUGGUCGGAGAGGAGCUGAGCAUACUUCCUAGUAUGGACACUCUUUUGGCGGCUGGUGCGCUAGAGCGGCUGACGAACGUGACCGGGAUUCUGAACCGGCAGCCGACCGGGACCACGUGGGACGCCGCCGGCAAGUAUGACGUCAUCGUGUACGACGGGCCGAGCAACCAGGACAUUUUGCGCUUGUUCGGGGCGGCGGAGAGGGCGAGGUGGUACCUUUCCCGCUUCCGCCGCCUCGCCGAAAAGACUGACGCCGGACGAGUGCUGCUGCCGUCCGCUGCGAGGGCCGUUGACACCGUGCUCAACGGCGGCUCCUCCGGUGGGGGCGAAAGCACUUCGACCGCCGGAGUGUGGAGCGCCACUGAGAGGGUGCUCGACGGGGCUGCGCAGUACUUCAUGAACUCUGACAAGUUUACCGCGUUCCUAGUGUCAAAGCAAGGCUCCAAGACCGACCUCGCCACGGCGCGCCGCCUCUGGGGCUGCGCCGCGCAAGCCGGGAUCUUUGUGGGGGGGCUGCUGUUCUCUCCUGGGGGUGCCUCAGCAGCCACCCCCCCGGAAGACUUCUCGCCGCUCCAGUCGCUGACCUUGCCAGCUUCGGACGAGUCGGUGGGAGACGUUUCCGGGCUUGGGGGGGACGUGGCGGGAAUCGUAAGGGCGGCAGCUUCGAGUACCCCGGCGCCGAGGAUAGACCAACAAGCCGGGACGGUAGCACUGUUCCUUCCUGGGUUUGAAAAAACGGAGAUCAAGUUGAGCCAAUACCAAAAAGGUGCAGAGCUUCUGGUUGAGGCGGGGGACCAGCGCCGGAGUAUAAGCCUUCCGCCAGGUAUGCGCGGGAAAGUUAGUGGAGCGAAGUUUUCAAAAGGUUUCCUUACAGUUACCCUAAAACCGGAGGUCGCAAAGGUCUGAGCUUCUUACUGCGCAAGUCAACCCUCUGCAUGCAUAGCCCGCGAGUUGUCUGUUACUAACUCCUUGGCAACCUGAGUCGGUCAACAUCAAACGUUUCAAAACACGCCGGCCAUGUUGCAGUGUGAACUGCACUUCAACUGUUGUGCCAAUUGAUCACAGCUCA
Messenger RNA from Klebsormidium nitens, 2111 nucleotides. The record is from the annotation of a GenBank genome assembly. NCBI's taxonomy places the organism in Eukaryota, Viridiplantae, Streptophyta, Klebsormidiophyceae, Klebsormidiales, Klebsormidiaceae.